Messenger RNA from Cuscuta europaea, 3416 nucleotides. The record is from the annotation of a GenBank genome assembly. Lineage: Eukaryota; Viridiplantae; Streptophyta; Magnoliopsida; Solanales; Convolvulaceae.
AUGGUUUUUGGUCCAGUCGGCUCUCGCUCAACCGAAAAAACGCUGAUAGUUGCAUCUCCCUCCAAAAUACAAGUAGGGAAUUUGGGGACAGAGGACAUCCAUGUUCGUCCGAUUCGCACGAAAAUCAAUGGCAAAUGUCUCCGCCAUCCUCGGCCCUCGAAAAAAGCCGGAGAAGAUAUCUCGCUUUCUUUCCUUGGCCGUCGGGUUUCCCUUAGCCCAACUCCUCCGGAACCCCGUCGUCACUUCCUCUAUUUUCAAAAAGAAAAGAAAAAAAUUUCAACAAAAAAAAAAGCAUAAACUUUCAGUUCACGAUAGAAAACGCUUUCUCUCUUUACCCAUCUUUCUCCACAAUGAUUACCCGUUAACAUUAUAUUUCCAUUUCGGUGUAAUUGCAGUCUGAAAGGAUGGUGACGAAGAUCGAGGUAUCUAUUUUCAGCCAUUUGGAAUAGUACCAUGCCUAUCCGCAACUCUGACGCUUCACAGGGAGAAGGUGGCAAUCCACCUCUUUCAGGUGGCAAUGAUAACCAAGCUCAACAAUUUCGCAGUGGAAAUAAGGUCUACAAAAGUGGGCCUUUGUUUUUAUCAUCCAAAGUUGGCAUUGGAUGGACAACAUGGAAGAAAAGAUGGUUCAUUUUAACACGUACUUCAUUGGUUUUCUUCAGAACUGAUCCUACUGUUGCUCCUAAAAAGGGUGGUGAAGUAAAUUUAACACUUGGAGGGAUCGAUCUUAACAGUUCAGGCAGUGUGGUUGUCAAAGAAGAUAAGAAACUCUUGACUGUGCUCUUUCCUGAUGGUCGUGAUGGACGCGCUUUCACUCUGAAGGCUGAAACAUCGGAAGACUUGUUCGAGUGGAAAGCUGCACUUGAAGAAGCUUUGGCCAAUGCCCCUAAUGCUGCUCUUGUAGUGGGACAAAAUGGAAUAUUCAGGAAUGAUCAGGGGAAUGUACUUGAUGCUUCAGACCAUCCUAAGGAUAGACAACCAGCAAAAUCAUUAGUAAUUGGUCAGCCAAUUUUACUUGCUUUGGAAGAUAUCGAUGGAUCUGCGUCAUUUUUGGAGAAAGCCCUUAAAUUUGUAGAAGAGUAUGGAGUCAGAGUGGAAGGAAUCUUGCGGCAGGCAGCAGAUGUAGAUGAUGUUGAGCAUCGAAUACGAGAAUAUGAGAACGGGAAAAAGGAAUUUUCUCCAGAUGAGGAUCCACAUGUUAUAGCUGAUUGUGUGAAGUAUAUCCUCCGGGAGUUACCAUCAUCUCCAGUUCCUGCAUCUUGCUGCAAUGCCCUUUUGGAAGCUUAUCGAACUGAGCGCAGUUUGAGAGUUGAUGCUAUACGUAAUGCAUUAUUGGAGACAUUUCCUGAGCCAAAUCGGCGUUUAUUGCAAAGAAUUCUCACUAUGAUGCAAAAAGUGGCUUCUUACAAGAAUGAGAAUCGAAUGAGCAUUCCAGCUGUUGCUGCGUGCAUGGCACCUUUACUUCUUCGCCCCCUGCUAGCUGGAGAAUGUGAGCUUGGACAGAACUUUGACAUGGGUGGUGAUGGCUCUAUUCAACUUCUCCAGGCAGCUGCAGCAGCGAACCAUGCUCAGGCUAUUGUCAUAACUUUGUUGGAAGAGUAUAGCAAUCUAUUUGGGGAAGGAUCUGUGUCACCUGAAUUAUACUCUGACUCGGAUGAUACGGGUGGUGAAGAACUUAGCGAUGAAGAAGAUGAAAGCUACACCGAUGAAGAUGUUGAUGAAGAAGACGAGGGCUCUGAUGCAUAUUCUAAUGAUGGCUCUGGUCAUGCAACUACUAGCACUGCCAGUGAGACUGAUGAAAUUGAAGGUGCUAAUAAGCGUGCUAGAGGCUGUAAUUCCAGUCUCGAGUCUCCUGAAGUUAGCCAGAAAGAACCAAGAAGUCUCCCUCAAAAUUCUAUUAAGAAUGAAGGCAUUAUUGAUGGUGCUAUAAAUCAUAGUAGCCAUGUGUCUGCAACGUCAGGGAAUGAAUCCCAUGAUUUGGUAGGAGAGACUGCUGAAGCAUCUGUUUCUAAAAAAUCCACAGAAGUUUCUAGUUGCCCUGGGAACACUGUUCGCCGCCCUGCUGUCCGGGUGCGUGCUCGUGGCAAUAACCUUCCUUUGGAAUCCUUUGAUUUCACCCUUGAGGAAGAUUCCGAAAUCCUGAGCCUGGAGGCCACCAAAAUAGAAUUAGAAAACAGAAUUGCAGAGGAGGCUAAGGGGAACGUGCUUCUGAAAGAGAGCUUGGCAAAACAAAAGAAUGCUUUACAAGAACGGCGCUUAGCUCUUCAAAGAGAUGUGGCAAUGCUUCAGGAGCAGUUGCAAAAAGAACAAGAGUUGAGGAUGGUGCUGGAGGCUAGACUCCAGAAUUCUCCAUUACCAUUGGCCACUUCUUCCAGUAUUGAUGAAGCAACCAAAGCAGAAUUUGAGGAGAUUGCUCAAGCAGAGGCAGAUGUUGCCUAUUUGAAACAGAGGGCUGAAGAUCUUGGAGCUGAGCUUAAUAAACAACAGGAAAUAAAUUCCAGAUAUCAUACUGAUAUAGACAAUCAACCGCGACAAAAUCUAACUCAGCAACGAAAACAGGAUUAUAAGAAUAGCGAUGCGGAUACUAAUCCUACUUCACAAGCUCAUGACAAGUCAGUGAGAAGUAAGCAUGAUGCUUGCUCAAACCAGACGGAAGAUGGUGAAAGAGAGAAGAAAAAUGAACCUCAAGCUUCUGUGAACAAACAGAGCAAGCAAUUGGAUACUCUAUGCAAUCCCAACAAUUCUGCGGUUCAAAACGUGGUUGAACCGGGGAUAAUGGGUAGGGCAGCUUCAACGACAACCUCAAGAAAGUUUGGUUCAAGAAACGAGGGAGCUAAUGCUUCUUCUGCGCUGUCAAAGCUAACAAACCGGCUUAACUUCAUGAAGGAGCGCCGUGCCCAAAUUUCAAACGAGUUCCUAGAAUUGGACAAAAGCUCGAGUUCUUGUCAAACUAGCCUAGCCCCUGAAAGGAAAGGGUCAGAACCUCACCCGAACACAGUGGAAAACCAAUCAUCAUCAGACAAAAAAGUAAAAGGAGGAGAUGUCAAUCUCCUUCCGGCAGGCAGAAGUAAACCACAUCAGAUUUGAUUAAAGGAAAUGAAGAAGACACAAUUUGGCAUCUGUUUCCUAGCAUUGGAUGAUGAGUCAGGUUUCAGGAUGUUUAAGCCCCACCCAAGCAUCCCACACAAAGGUUUAAUCAUCCAUCGCAGAGUUGUUUAUUUGGGGCAAAUUUUGUAUUCUGUGAUUGUAUAUAAUAACUAUAAGUAAAUAAAUUUGCAUGUCAUGUUAAAAUGGAAAAUAAUAAUACAUGUGUACAUAUAAAGAGAUCAAUUUUGUAGGUGACAGUUUCAUGAUUUUAUGUGAAGUGUGGUUUAUAAAUAGAAACCCUACCAUGUGAUCUUUGACCGCCGUAUCAA